Messenger RNA from Ceratitis capitata (Mediterranean fruit fly), 3846 nucleotides. RefSeq lists its product as uncharacterized. The record is from RefSeq and is a predicted model, not a curated record. Bases 178 to 3519 code for a protein of 1113 amino acids. Lineage: Eukaryota; Metazoa; Arthropoda; Insecta; Diptera; Tephritidae. The transcript is spliced from 14 exons.
AUUGUCAUAUAUGCAAAGGUGCAGCAGCACUAUAAAAUGGGUAUUCCCCCGAUUGGCUCCAGUAUUAAGAAGUUAGAAGACAUCCCAAGAGUCAUUUGCAUUCAAUAUUCGAUUUCGUUCAGAGAGUUUUAUUUAAAUUGUAAUUCUACGUCAUAAAUAUCAUUAAAAUAAAAUAGAAUGGCUUCAAAAACGGCAGCAGAUUUACAGCAAGAGUUUGCUAACAAAAAUGCAUUGUGUGCGCAGCAGCCUCUAUCAACAAUCCUCGUUUUAGUAGUGCGAUCAGGAAAUUCGGAUGUUUUAAAUAGCAAAAACUAUACUUGCCAUCAUGUUAUAACCAAAGUUAAACAAAACUCUGAUGGAGCUACCAGAGCUUUUACAGACGAAUUCGGAAAUGUAUUUGCUGAUUGGGAAUCGUUUAAGGAAGACAAUAAAUUUGACUACGGUGUUAUAGUUUCGCCAUUGAAUGGUGUUUACACUUUAAAUAAUGACGGCGUAGUAAAACUAGAACAGUGGGAAAAACGAGCUGAUAAAAUAGCCAUUGAAAGUAAAACAGCUGGCGAGUUCCAACAGGACUUUGGGAAUGAAACUAUAUCUCUUGGAUCAAAUUGUAACUCAAACUUAAUUUAUGUACUGGUCACAAAUUCAAAGGAGUUAGAAGAAGCGGAAAAUUCCCGGGAGUUUACUUCUCAUCCAGUGAUUCGUAGCAGUGUUCCCAAACAAGAAUACGAAGCUUUCGUGGACGAGGAUGGGAACUCUUAUAACGGUUGGGAUUCUUAUAAGCGCGAAAAUAAAUUGAACGACGGUAUUUUGGUCGCUCCUAAAAAUGGAUGUUACAGCUUUGAUACUAAUAAUCGCGUUGAGCUUGAAAUUUGGAAAACUUCUGAAUUGAGUGUAGCAAUUCCCGUUAUUGAGAGCGAGCCUCCUACGAUUCGUGAAUAUCAUUACAACUUAGCACUAGAAGUUCAAUCUGAUGAUGGAUUGACAACGUCCACGAUUAGUGUGUUGGUAACAAAGGAAACUAACAUGUACGAUGCUUUAAACUCGCGUGAAUUUUCGUCCCAUACUAUAGUGCGAAUAUUAAACGCUACAACUGGUGUUCAAAGUUUUAAGGAUGAGUGUGAAAUUGAGUACAUGUCAUGGGAUUUAUUUGUUAGUGGAAAUAGAUUACCUGAGGGUAUUAUGGUCGCACCUAAAAAUGGAAGUUAUUGCUUUGAUAAAAAUGGGGACGUUGAGUUAGAGGUAUGCUUAACUCCAGCUUGCAUACCAAAGCCAAGAGGAGAUUCACUUCGGCCUACUAUCAGAAAUCUUCAGCAACACUAUGCGGUUAUGAACAAAUAUUUGAAAGAGGAUACAAUUGUUCUGCAUGUACUACAUACCUCGAAAUACCAUGAUAAUGUUCUAGAUGUAAUUGAGUUUAAAGACAUUGUGGUUAAACAGAAUAAAUGCAAAGGAGGGUCAACACUCUUUUAUGAGGAUGAAAAUGGAGUGUCAUACCUCAACUGGAACACUUAUCUAAGCAGCUUGCCCGGAGGGAUGUCGGUUUCACCUAAAGAUGGUGAAUACACAUUCGAUGAAAAUGGUAACGUACAGUUGCUGGUCAUGUACAAGGAAGGAAAAGUACAAGCAAAGACAAACACAAUACGAUCAGUUUCGAAUGUACAACAGGACUUCGCGAACAGCAGUGGUUUUAAAAGAGAAAUAAUUUGGGAUUUACUGUCUAAAGAUCAAUCCACAGUUUUGAAAAAAAAAAUAAAACAACUCAUACCUGAUCAAGAAAGAGGAAAUACUAAAAUUGCAGAAAUGCGAAAUGCGAUAUUUAGUAGCGUUUGGGCUCAAAGAAAAUACACCAACUAUAAUUCAUUGAGUGCAAUCAUUUACGUACUUGUUACCAAGUGUAAUACUAAGAUAAAAGCUUUGAACUCGGAAAAUUUUUCUUGUCAUCCAGUUUUUCGAACUCGAAAAUGUAUAGAUGAUGACAACAGCUCUAAUUGUUGUAUGAUAUUUGUGGAUGAGUUCGGACGCGUUUAUCGAAAUUGGAAAACCUACAUAUCCGAUAAUGAUCUUCCAGAAGGUUUAAUGGUUGCACCGCGCAAUGGCGUUUAUACAAUCGAUGAUGAUGGUAAAGUCCAAUUGGAAGUGCACACAACCCCAAAUGGUGGUGAUGGCAGAAAGCUAAUUGGUUUCACAGACUCAGCAACAGCAGUAGCAGGUCUUGGUGCUGCUGCAGUACCAAUAGCAGGUAUGAUGAUAACCGUCGCUCCCGCUGUUUUACUGGGCGCCGGUGCUGUAUGCGCUGCCACUGCUGCAUAUUCAACCGUGCGAUCAAUAUAUACUUUAUUUGAUCGUAAACAACAUGAACAACCGAUCGGUUUAAACAGUUCACAAGCAAGAAAUGCUUGGCUUGGCGUGGGAGCAGGAGUUGUUGGGAUGGGCGCAGCACGUGCUACGCGAGCUGUUACAACCGCCGCAGCUGCUGGACGAGAGGUAUCAUUGGCUACCGAGAUAGUGGCGAACGGUAUGAACAUUUCUUCCAUCGUAUUAUCGGGAACGGGAGUUGCAAAUGGAAUGUUGGAUAUAAUACUAAAAGUACGUGAUGAUGAGAAAGUGUCUAGCCUCGAUAUUGUACAAGUAGCAGCAUCUUUUGUGCUUUUCACACAUUCUGUCCAAAAUUUCCGUUAUGCAUCAACUUUAGUAAAUGAAACUCAACACGCCACAAUUCAAGACUAUCGAAGAUCAUUAAGUAAUCGCCAAAGAAAAAUGUUCGAUAAAAUGUCAAAAGAAACAAUUCGCAUUCGAGGUGCAAACCGUGGAAACAUAGAUAUUAUUCGCGGCGUUAAUGACUUGCCCACCAAACAAUAUCUAAAUGAUCUAUAUAAAGUUAACAAAAAAUUAAAUCAAGCUAAGGUACGACCCGCAUUUGGAGUGGCAGGUGACGGUGUCGUGCUCAACAAUGAAGUUUCUAUUGAUACAAAAGUUUUACGAAAUAAUCUUCAAAACAAUCAAGGUCCUAAUGUAUUGGAAACAGUUAAACAACCCAUACCAGUAUCACAUUCAAAAGUUAAUGUUGCAACGAACUCGCCAUUGUUCUUGAAUAAUGCACUGGGAAGUAUUAUUCUACCUAAUAAUAUCGAGAUUUUUUUCGCUACAUAUGGAUUUAGACUUUUUGAACUUAUUAGCAAUCAGGAAAGCUUUGAAGAUAUAAUAACCAUAAUGGCAGAUGCUUUUUCACAAGAUACAUUUAAUUUUUUAAUGAAAUUAGCACAAGAAUUUGUUGAAAAGAAAUUAGAUGAUUUGAAAAAAACUGUCAAGGUUUUUAUAUCAGCCGAAACCAUAUUAUAUCGUAUAUUUGUGUAUUGUGAGGAAAACUGCUUUGAACAGUCUUAUGAAUAUCUCAGUCGUAAAAAAGAUGCAAUUAUGAAAGCUUUACAAGACUAUUUUCUUUCAUUUAGAACAUUUUCUUAUAGCGGAUCCCGAAGAUGUGAAAUUUGUUCCGGAUUAUACUCCAUUGUCGAGUUGUAGAAAUUUUGAUAGAGAAAUUUCAAAUUUUAAGCACAAUAAAAAAACAUAUGUAUUUAAGGGAUUAUCGUGGCCUUAUUAUAUUAGGAAAAGAACGACGUAUUUUAUAUCACAAUAAAAAAAAAAAAAUCAUCACAAUUUAUAUAAUUACAAAUACAUAAGGCAACUAAAUAAACUGAGUUUAUUAUUUAUCAUUUUAUGACACUCUAGUAAUAAUGUAGUCAACACGCACUCACUCACGCUCGCCUGUGUAUGUAUAUAAAUAUAAAACUUUUGUAUUAUCCCUUUAUACGUAUAAUAAAGUACUUUACCGUUCUUAAUCUAUAAAAA